Polychytrium aggregatum is the source of this 384-nucleotide messenger RNA. RefSeq lists its product as uncharacterized. The coding region runs from base 1 to 384 and encodes 127 amino acids. The record is from RefSeq and is a predicted model, not a curated record. The transcript is spliced from 2 exons. Lineage: Eukaryota; Fungi; Chytridiomycota; Chytridiomycetes; Polychytriales.
AUGGCUGCUUCCAAGACCAACAAAGUUCAGAGCUGGACCAACGACUUUCUGUCCGAUCUCCCGUGCUGGUUCAUGGCGCUCUACGGAACCAUCUUCUGGAUUGUUGUUGCAUACAGCAUUGGAAGCACCCCCAAGAACGCUGUUGCCUCUCCUCUGUUUUGCCCCCUUGCGGGUGGGCUUCAUGAUGGGGCGGACUCCCUCGCGGCGAUGCGCUUGGGCCACCAGGACGGCCGCGUUGGCUCGUGGGCCGUUUUUUCAUUCGACCGGAGAACGCAGCGCGCCGGCCACACCACGUUCCUGGUGGCUCCACUUGCGCUGCUGGUCAUGAUAACGAUAGCUGUUGCACGCGCGCUAUCGACCGACGCCGUGGCCUCGCUGGUCUGA